AUGUCGUCGCCGUUGCGUCCUGGCGCGGACUUGAAGGAGCAGCUGGAAUGGUACAAGACGCAAUACUCGCAGCUGGAGACCGAUCUCUCCGACUUCCAGACCUCGAGCAAGGACCUCGAGGAGCAGCUGGAGAAGGAUGUGGAGACAGCCGAGAAGAACGAGCGGAAAUGGAAGGAACAGGUGGAGAAGUUGAACUUUGAGGUGGAAGAGUGGAAGACGAAGCACAAGCAAGCCAAGUCGGAGGCCAAUAAUGCGCAAAAUCAGCUGCAGAAGGAGAUCACGAAGAUGCGCGAGGAGAACCGCUCCCUGCAGCUCCAACUACGAGACACCGAAGUUAUGAAUGACGAUUACGAACGACAAGCGCGCAACACAGAGACCAGCCUGGAGGACAUGGAAACCAAGUACAAUGCUGCAAUCGAACGCGGAGUGCUAUUCGAGGAGACCAUCAAGCAAGGCGAGCAGGAACGAGAGGAGCUGAGGAUUGAGACACAGCGCCUGCGCGACGAGCUAAGUGAUCUCAAGGUUGAGAACGAGAUCACGUUGGAGAAGCUACGCCUUGCACAGCAGAAUCUAGAGGCUCUGAGAGCGAACAAGCCUGCUUCACUAGCGGUGGAGAACUUGCGCGCGAGGAGUGGUGGAAGCGAUGCGGGAAGCGAUGCGAGCGGUAUCACACCUUUGUCACCGACAGCAUCGACACCUCCUUCCAAGUCUGACACAGCCUCAGAUGCGCCGACACCACCUUCACCACCAUUGUCAGAUGCGCCCGCGAGCGCCAAUGGUAAGGCGGAGCAGCGAACGCCAGCACCAGUCAAGAAGAGGUCGAUGAUACCAGAUUCUGCAACACCACGAGCAUCGUUGUUUGGUGCCCGUGGUGUUCCCACGAGUCACAGACGAGGACCUUCUUUGGCCUCCAGCACAAGCACUGCAGUGUCGGACGCCAGAUCGAUGAAGCCGCCGAGCCGACCGAGGACUACAAGAGCUAGCAAUGCACAAGAUAAGCUGCCUCGAUCAGAUUCGCUAUAUCAGAUCAGAGGUCUGAUUGGCCGAAUGCAGAAGAUUGAGGAACGCGUACAGAACGCACGAUCAAAACUACCGGCUCCUGGCAGUACCCCGAAGAACUCACCACGUGCUGCCUCGGCGUUGGGAGAGGGAAUUCCAUCAUCGGUCACGGUCCGCCGCAGUAGCAAACGUCCCAGUGCCAGCAGGACCAAUUCGACAGUAGAUGAUACUUCGAUACUGGAGGAGAACGAGGAAUCCGCUUAUCCUCCACAAAGACGGGAAAGCCACAUUAAACGGCUGUCUUUUGGCAUCCCAAGACCAGCCUCACAAGCAGCGCAUAGACCAGACUUCUCAGAGCGACCACCGUCAGCCAUGGAAAGACCUUCGUCGAGAGUCUCCGUGGGGCGGCCCGGCAGCCGAAUGAGCAUGGCAUCUCAGUCCGAACGGCCGCCCAGUAGAUCUGGCGCGCGGACCGAACUCGGACACUAUUCAAGCACGACCGCAUCAUCAAGAGCUGCCGAGUCAGCAAUUCCUGGUAGACCCCGAUCCAGUCUGGGGGGAAGCUAUGCACCAGGACACCGGCCUAGCUUGAGUGUGAACGAGAUGCGCAGGCAGCGGACGGCAGAAAGUGAAGACUCAGGCAUUGCCCGCACGCCUAGCAGGCGACUGACGCUGGAGAAGAGCUCGAUUCACACGCCCGGCUCAGCUAUUCCCGCCCCAGCGUCGUUUGGGAAGAGCGUCAAUGGCACGAGGCCUGAUUUCAGCAAGAGUGUCAGUGGUGCUCGACCUGACUUUGGCAAGAGCGUCACUGCCAAUGGUCUUAGAAGGACGACAACCAAUAUAUCACAGCGUGAUGGUGCGGGGGAGAUGAGACCGCCGCCCAGUCGGAGGAAGGCUAGUGAUGUUGGAGAGACGUAUUGA
Molecule: messenger RNA, 1920 nt
Organism: Fulvia fulva
Lineage: Eukaryota; Fungi; Ascomycota; Dothideomycetes; Mycosphaerellales; Mycosphaerellaceae
Product: Nuclear distribution protein nudE 1
Exons: 1
Coding region: 1-1920 (639 amino acids)
Biological process (GO): vesicle transport along microtubule; establishment of mitotic spindle orientation; mitotic centrosome separation
Cellular component (GO): centrosome; kinesin complex; kinetochore
Molecular function (GO): microtubule binding
Source: RefSeq, a predicted model, not a curated record